ACCAAACCCAACCCUGAACCAUUAAUGGCGCCUCUCUCUCUCUCUCUCUCUUCAGCGUCCUUCUCCCUCUCCGUCUCCCUCUCCCUCACCGCCGCUCCUCUCCCCUACACUCUCACCGCCGGUCCUCCUCGCGUUGGCCGGCAACCGGAGCACCGAUUCACCUCCUUGUUGGUCACCGUCGCCUGAGAUCCUCUCUCUCCCUCUCGGUUCUGUUUUUCUGUCUCUCUUUCUUUCACCAUUCACUCACAAAAACCCAUACAGCUUCACAUACACGCACACACAUGGGUUCUUCAAAUAGUCAGAAGUGGAAAAAGAAGUGAAAUAGAGAAAUGAAGUUUUGGGAUUGGUACCUGAAGAUAUCAGUCGUGUCGGCGAUGAUUGGAGGUUCAAUGGAGUUUUUCAUGGUCAAAACCGGCUUCUGUAACGUCUCUUAUCUUGGUCAUGUGCCAUGUUUAAAGGAUGCAUGGCAUGAAAGCUCCAUCAGAUUGAAAGGGAUUAAUUUUCUUGAUUGGUCAAAAGAUGCUGCUACGUCUGCAUGCUCAUCUUGCAGGUGUUUUUUUAGUGGAGAAGGAAGCAGUAACAACUCUGGAAAUUUAGGGAGGUCAGACUUGGAGACAUCUAAAAGAUUUUCAUUUAGUGGCAGGGGAUGGACCAACAUCCUCCUUAUGAUUAACGUCUUGGUCUAUAUUGCACAAAUUGCAACACAAGGGAAGCUGCUUGUAUGGGGUGCUAAGAUUAAUAGUCUUAUUGACCAAGGACAAUUGUGGAGGCUUGCCACGUCUUCCGCAUUGCACUCAAAUAUUGGUCACCUCAUGAUUAAUUGUUUUUCUUUGAACUCUGUUGGUCCUACUGUGGAGACCAUUAGUGGUCCUAGAAGAUUUCUUGCAGUUUAUAUCACCUCUGCAAUUGCAAGUUCGGCAAUGAGUUAUUGGCUCUGCAAAUCACCUUCUGUUGGUGCAUCUGGAGCAGUUUUUGGAUUAGUUGGAUCUGUUUCCGUGUUUGUCUUGAGGCAUAGAAGCCUAGUGGGAGGUGGCAAAGAAGAUUUACAGCAUAUAGCACGUGUGAUUGUUUUAAAUAUGGUUAUUGGGCUUUUGUUCAAAGGCAUUGAUAACUGGGGACAU
Molecule: messenger RNA, 1121 nt
Organism: Camellia sinensis
Lineage: Eukaryota; Viridiplantae; Streptophyta; Magnoliopsida; Ericales; Theaceae
Source: RefSeq, a predicted model, not a curated record